Molecule: messenger RNA, 1387 nt
Organism: Heteronotia binoei (common prickly gecko)
Lineage: Eukaryota; Metazoa; Chordata; Lepidosauria; Squamata; Gekkonidae
Product: C-X-C motif chemokine 10-like
Exons: 4
Coding region: 252-587 (111 amino acids)
Biological process (GO): chemokine-mediated signaling pathway; neutrophil chemotaxis; cellular response to lipopolysaccharide
Cellular component (GO): extracellular region
Molecular function (GO): chemokine activity; CXCR chemokine receptor binding
Source: RefSeq, a predicted model, not a curated record
AACGAAACUAUUCGGUUUCUUUAUGAGAAACGGGAGAUUUCCCUUCAAAGCGGGCACGUUUCCUCUGCGCCCGUUGGGGGAAAUCCACUCAGACGGGAUAUUCCCUACGGAGAACAGCUGACCUGUCUUCAGGCUAAUCAGGUUUCAGGAGGAGAAGACAGGUCCAGUAUAAAUUCUCCCCUGGAAUUCGAACAUCCCAGCAGGCAGCAAAAGGCAAAACAUCGCAAAGGUUCUCUUCCACCGUCAUCGUCAUGAACAAAGUCUUCGCUGUUUUCCUUUGUGCAGCCAUCUUCCUUGGGACAGGCGUUCAAGGAAUCCCAACCUCUGGGAAGGGGCGGUGCAUAUGCCAAUCCACGGGUUCGAAUGUUAUCCCCAGGAAACCUUGGGGGAAAGUGGAAAUGUACGCUGCGAGCGCUUCCUGUGACCGCGUGGAGAUCAUCCUUACGCUGAAGACGGGAGAGCAGCGGUGCCUCAAUCCAGCUUCCAGGGCCGUACAAACCAUGUUGCAGAGGAUUAACCAAAACAGGGCUUCCGGAAACGCCGGCAGGAGAGGAAAAGGAGUAGCCGGUAGGAGAUCCCCACAGUAGAGCCAAGGAUGAAGGUGUGGUUGCAGUUGUCUGCUGGAUUUCUUGAGUGGCAAAGGUCAAGAGGAUGCACAAGGAUCCAGUGAACGUCUCUUGCUAGCGUCCUGGUCCUUUUAAAGUCACAGUUGCAAUGCCUGCAGCUAGGCUUGCAUUGAGCUAGCAAAGUCGCUGCGCUGAGCUGGUAACGUCCGCUUGUUCUUGACAGCUGUACUGGCACAAUAACUGUGAGACCCAGAGGUGUAUGCACAAAAGUACUUUGUGCAAACUUAUUGGGUGGGCUUGCACAUCAGUCUGCCAUGGCAUCUGAAACCUGGAGAUGACAAUCCUGUCUUCCCAAGUGUAUUAACUGGCAUUAGCGAUAUAUCUGAGGUGGAAGCCCUUUCGAACAAUCUAAUAAAACGCUCUGCUCAAUUUGUUCAGAGGGGAGUUUAAGGCAGUAUCUGUUGCCCCCUACAGGCCAUAAAAAUGCAUACCCAUUUUAAAAAUGAGUUUAAGUAUCAGUGUUUUAGGAUAUGUAAUGUUGCCUCUCGCGGACAUUCAAUUCUUAAUUGUAAAUACUGUCACAAGUGUUCUGUAACCCAGAUCUGUAGUUUCCCCCUAGAAAUAAUUAGAACGUUUGUAAUAUAGAGCUCGUGAUGUAUUGAAAAGACAGGCAGCUAACCCUGUUUUAUUAUAAAAUGUACAAAGUAUAUAAUAAUAAUAAAAAAAACCACAGUCUAAUGCUCUGUUUGUAAAAAUAUGAGCGUUUGAGUGUUUUUUUAAAUAGUCGUUUUCAUUAUUAAAUGCUUUCCGCUUUAGCAAUC